AAAUUUCUGUAUUUAUACAUAUAAAAUAUAUGAUUAAUUUACGAAUGCGUAACAAUAUAAAUAUUUUUUAAAUUAAUAGAUUUAAUAUGUGUCUUUGUCUUGGUCCUCUUAAAUCGGGAAAAACAUUUUUAAUGAAACGUUUACAAGGAGAUGAAAUAGACUAUGCAACUCAUACCGUUUCUACAAAUGGUAUAAAUCUUUUUACCAUAAAAAAUGACACUGGCGAAUUUGAUAUGCUUAUUAAAGAAAUAGGUGGAAAUAUGGCACCAAUAUGGAAACAUUACUUUGACAAGACACAAAAACUUAUUUAUGUAAUAGAUACAAGCAAUCUUUGUCAAAUAAGUGCGGCAGGAGUAUUACUUUAUUCAUUGUUAGUUGAUCCUAGAUUGCGAAAUAUAAAAAUCGCAUUAACGUUGAAUAAAAUGGAUCUUUCUUAUCGUCAAAUGCGCAAUGAAGCCCUACUUAUGCUACAAUAUUCACGUUUGCAAAAAGAAGUUACUCAAGAAUUAUCUGUAUUUGAAACUAGUGGAAUGACUGAUCAAGGUAUUGAAGAAUUAAGAAACUGGUUAUUUGAUCCGAUUUCUUUAAAAUUUUCAAUAAAUUCAAAAAAGUAAAAAUUAAUAUAGUACAAAAUAAUUUUAUCAGAAAGUGGAUAUUUUUUUUUUAUUUACACUCAAUGUUACAAAUAAUAUAAGGAUUCUACGAAUAACUUUUCAAUAACAUUUGUCAGGUUUUUCUAAAAAAUCUAAAAAUUUCUUCAAAAGUGAAAUUAUUUAAUAUUGAGCGUACAAGAUUCGUAUAAUUUGAAAUGUUAAUAUAAUUAAUUAACUCAUGUAUUUUUUAAUAUAUUUUCGAAAUGUUAAAAAAAAUUAUAUAAUUAUCAAUCAAAAAGUUUCUAAAUUAAUUUAAAAUAAAUACUAUUUAAAUAAAUGUUAUUUAUUAUUAUAAGAAAUAUAUUGUAUUUGGUAUGUCAAUUUUAAUAAUAUUUGAAUAGAUAUAUUGAAAAUAUUUAAUUUUUAUUUUUAUUGAUUUAUAUCAAUAGUAUAUUUUUAAAAUAAGUUUAGAAACUUUUUGAUUAUUUUUAUAUGCAUGUACGAAAUUUGAUGCAAACUAUCACGAUAAUAUAAACAGCAUUAAAGAGUACAAGCAUAUACAACAAGAAAAUAAAACAAUAUGAUUUCCACAAAAAUUAGAAAGAAGAAAAA
This is a messenger RNA of Apis dorsata (giant honeybee), 1205 nucleotides long. RefSeq names its product ADP-ribosylation factor-like protein 3. The transcript is spliced from 2 exons. The record is from RefSeq and is a predicted model, not a curated record. The coding region runs from base 87 to 614 and encodes 175 amino acids. Lineage: Eukaryota; Metazoa; Arthropoda; Insecta; Hymenoptera; Apidae. Gene Ontology annotation, molecular function: GTPase activity; GTP binding.